AUGUGGGUUGAAUAUCAUAAAAGUGUAGGCGAUAAUUGUCUUGUUUGUGGACAGGAAAUUGAUCAGGAUGAAUUAUGUAUUGGAUUACAAGCCUUGCCCCGAGGUUUGAUAGAACAAGUUUUUCCUUUUCAUCCCGAUAAGACAAAUUCGAGAAUUAUUAAUUUGGGAUCAAUUCGUUUGGGAAAACACGUCGAUUGGAAUAGUUUAGACCCUAUCAAGAAUGAUGAUUUGGAGAACUCAGAGUUACCUCCAAUAGGGAAGAAUUACAUUCAUCUGCUGAAGAAUUGUUUUUCACCUGCCAUUCAUAGACCUUUUCAAUGUAUGUUUGAGUAUAAGAGUAUUGAGAGUGAGGAUGUGGCGAUGGUGGAGAGAAUGAUUGUGGAUUGGCAGAAAUUGAGAAAGAUAUUGUCAAGUCCACAAAAGAAGAGAAAGGCAGUUAAGGAGGAGGAUGAGGAUGAAGAAGAUUCUCCAUCUCCAAAGAGAGUUACAAGAAGCAGAAGUAGAAAGAAGGUAGUUGUAAAGGAAAGCAGUAGUGAAGAAGAAGAGAGCGAAAGUGAUAGUGAAGAGGAAAAAAAACCAAGAAGGUCUCGCCGGUUGAGUCGUCUUAGUGUGAAAAAGGAAAAGGUCAAGAAGGAAGAUGAUGUACAAGAUUUACUGGUAAAGGUUGAGGAAGAUGACGGACCAGUGGAUGAGAAACCAUUAUUCGAAACCUCAUGCUAUUUACUUGGACUUUCAGAUGAGAUUUGGUGUGAAAUUUUGGAAUAUUUAAAUUUUGAUGAAUAUUUCAAUAUUGCUCAAGUUUCCAAAGGAAUGCACUUUUAUUCGAAUCUCAAAGUAGUUUGGAAGAAUUUUAUUUGUAGAUAUAUUUGUCCAAAUGCUCAGCAAGUGCAAACUACUCACUUUCCACAAUUGGAGGACAAUUAUAAGGAACUUUUCAUGAAAUUAUACAAUAAUUGUUGUAUUGUGUGUGGAGAAUAUUUGAGAGGAGAUAUUAAACUGGAUAAUCCAGUCUCUUUAGCUCAAUCCAAGGGAGAAAUAAGAUUGGCUGCUCAUCCUGCUUAUUAUAAUUUUCUGGUAGAUAAUUGUGUUUGCACUUCCUGUCAAUCCAAUUCACUUGUGGAGACAAUAAGUAAGACUGAAUUGAAAAGAUUCUACAAUGUGAGCGAUACUGAAUUGUCUGAUAUGAGAUGUAUGAAAUCACCUAAUCCAUUCCACAGAUCAACCCCAAUGUUCAAAUAUUUAAUUAGUCAAGCAAAAGUAGUCCACCAAAAGAAGCAAGAGAAAGCUCUAUUACUUCUUCAUAGCAAAUUUAAGAAAUUGAAAAUUUCUAAGGGAGCCUAUUUUGCUUUGAUACAGAGAGGUAAACGAGGUCAUUUUGGAAAUGAUUGUUUGGUUUACUUGGCCUUAACUGGAGACAAAUCCAAUUACAAACAAAAGAAAUUGGAGGAAUAUAUUAGAAAUUUGAUUUUGACUAAUCAAGAUUAA
This is a messenger RNA of Naegleria gruberi, 1485 nucleotides long. RefSeq names its product F-box domain-containing protein. Gene Ontology annotation, molecular function: protein binding. NCBI's taxonomy places the organism in Eukaryota, Heterolobosea, Eutetramitea, Acrasida, Naegleriidae. Bases 1 to 1485 code for a protein of 494 amino acids. The record is from RefSeq and is a predicted model, not a curated record. The transcript has 2 exons.